Messenger RNA from Penicillium olsonii, 963 nucleotides. The record is from the annotation of a GenBank genome assembly. Lineage: Eukaryota; Fungi; Ascomycota; Eurotiomycetes; Eurotiales; Aspergillaceae.
AUGAUCCUCUCUUACCUUUGUGUGUUUGUCAGUCUAUGGCAAGUCGUGCUUGCAGACUCGGAUGCUUGUUCGAACAGCUUGACCAUCUCGAGUCAAAGUGAUGUCAAUAAUCUCACCAGCUGUGAAAAGAUUGAAGGGAGCAUCACGAUAGCCUCCUCAUUCAAUGGCGCGCUCACACUCAGCGGGGUGGAGGAGAUCCAGGGCUCCUUCGUCGCUGAAAGCGUGUCCGGACUCUCGGCAAUCGUUGCUCCCGACUUGGACAAGGUGCAAGGAUCUAUCACAAUCAGCAACCUUGAUACACUGUCCACGAUCACAAUGGGAGCAUUGUCACAAGUAUCGAUGGGUGUGACAAUCACAGGCAACCCGGAGCUUCACAUGGUCGCAUUCCAACAAUUGGAACAAGUUCAGGGACAAUUGACCUUGAGUGGCCCCUUCAAUAGUGUAUCACUCCCGUCCCUCGACCAGGUAGAGGGACAGACAAGCAUUCGAAGCAGCGGCUCCAUGGCAUGCAACACUCUGAACGCGUUGAAAUCCAAAGGUGUCUUUCGGGGAAGCUAUACCUGCUCAGAAAGCUCAAGCGGUUUAAGCGGAGGUGCAAAAGCCGGGAUCGCAAUAGGUGUGAUCCUCGGUGUUCUCAUAAUCGUGGGAGCUAUAUGGUUCAUCCUUCGCCGGCGCCGACAAAACCGCAGGGCUCUAGGGGGUCCAUCAACAACAUCAGCUACAUCACCUCCAUUGUCUUCGCCGGUGCAAACCGAGAAAACCGUGACACCCACGGAAACUCCAUCGCCAACGGAAGAAUCCCGCUUGCGAAUGCCGCGGAAACCUGUUGGGUCUGCAAUAUUCUUGGACAGCCGCUCGAUCCACGAGGCUUCAAAUGGCCGCACACCCGUUCGGGAAUAUUAUGAACUGGAUGCGGGCCCGGUUUCGGGCUCUCAUCAACGACCCAUUCAUCCGGAAGCGUGA